AUGGAUUUCUACUCCGCUUCAAAAUGCUUAAACUCGAAUGCCUUUCUUCUUGGAGUUUUUGAUGGACAUGGAGGAGCGACCUGUGCUAGGCAUGUUUGUACACGGCUUUAUGACUAUAUUUGCUGUUCGGUUCUUGAUAAACAUCGUGUUGUUCACAUGCCAAUAGGAGAACAAUUGCAAUGGCUUUUUGGAAGCGCUACUCCGUCCCUCCCUGCUGAUAUUGACCAAGUACAUCAGCUAAAUAUAAGAGAAUAUUUUAAAAGGAUUAAAAAGAAAAGCAAUUGUCCACUUACGACAGUUCGAGAUACUCUCCAAACUUCCUUUUCAGUUUUGGAUGAGGACUUGGCAAAAAGUGCAAUGCCUGACCAAAAUGGAUUGGUUUGCAGACAUGUCGCAUCCUGUGGAGAUUCUGCAGCUGUUCUUGGUGUUCAUUUGGCAAAUGAUGUAAUUGCACGACAAUUGACAAGGCCACAUACUGUUGAAAAUUUGGAUGAGAUUGCUAGGAUUCGUUCUGCACAUCCCCCUUCAGAAAAUCGAACAAUACUUAAAGCCAAUCGUUUACUUGGAGAACUUUAUCCUCUUAGAGCAUUUGGCGAUGUUCGAUUUAAAUGGCCAAAAGAAUUACAAAAAGUUGUACUUGACCCCCUUGGAAUGCCUGCACCUCAACAUUUGUUAACACCUCCAUAUUUGACUUGCCUCCCAGAAGUGUUUUAUCAUCAAUUAACAUCCAAUGACCGUUUUUUGAUUCUUAACAAUUUGGAAAAAAGACAGUCUGCUGACAACAAAAAACCUUUAGACGAAAAUUGUGCUACUCAUUUAAUUAGAAAUGCAUUGGGUGGUGUUUCUGGGGAUGUAGAAUUACAAUAUGCGAGAUUAGAGGAAAUGUUAAUGUUACCCCCUGGAAUGGCUAGACACUACAGGGAUGACAUAACGGUUGUUGUAAUCCAAUUUAAUGAAAAAUAUUUAUUAGAAGACCACGAAGAUGAUGGUGGUCAUUUUUGA
Meloidogyne enterolobii is the source of this 1002-nucleotide messenger RNA. The record is from the annotation of a GenBank genome assembly. Lineage: Eukaryota; Metazoa; Nematoda; Chromadorea; Rhabditida; Meloidogynidae.